GUCUCUGGUUGAAAGGUUAACAACAUGGGUGCCUCCGUAUAAAUGAUUCUUGCCGUGUCCCACAGAAGACUUGCACCACGAUGUUUGGAGUUGUGUCUGUGCGGACUGCGCCGCUGUUUCGCCUUCUUUCUCCAACUUGCUUCCAGGCGGUUACUGUAAGGGGACGGAAGUCGCGCAACGAUCCGAAGGCUAAGUCGAAAGCCGACAGAGUCAAGGUCCCUCCGCCUGUGGAUCUUGCGGAGAUGGUGGUGCUGAAGGAGAGGUUUACUCAAUAUGAGCUCAUCAUCAGGGCCCUGCGGGCAGAAUUCAAAGAGGAAAUGUUGUGCCAGAGAUAUGAAGAAGAGGUUGGCUCUUUGGCUGAAGAAAAGGCUAGACACGAAACGGAACAACAUCGGAUGCUGAUGGCUUGGAAUGACGCUGAGAAUGAGAGACUCCGGAAAUUACGGGAACACCGAGUUAAACAGGAGCAAGAGCAAGAGGAACUCAAAACGCUACAAGUAGCCCUUGCAUUAGAAAAAAGAAUGGAAGAGUAUAUUAAAGAAAAGGAGCUGGAAAUACUGACGCUACAGGAGGAAAGCAAGAACUUCAUCACGCUGGACAAUCUGGAACAGCGAAUUGAGGAUGCUCUGGACAAUCCAAAGAAUUACAAUUUUGCUAUUGAUAAAGAGGGGCGGAUUGUAAAGAGAACUGAACAAAAAUGACAGAACUGAGCUCUUAUACUUUUAUCUAUUAUUACCAUUUACAAAAGGAAUCGGAAGUCAAAUUAUGUGGAAAUAGACUACAAAAACUGUGAAUCAAAUUGUGUACUUGUAUGUUUUAAAAUAAAAAAAAUUAAUCAAA
Messenger RNA from Erpetoichthys calabaricus (reedfish), 840 nucleotides. RefSeq names its product mitochondrial ribosomal protein S26 (gene mrps26). The transcript is spliced from 4 exons. The record is from RefSeq and is a predicted model, not a curated record. Gene Ontology annotation, cellular component: mitochondrial small ribosomal subunit. The coding region runs from base 81 to 701 and encodes 206 amino acids. Lineage: Eukaryota; Metazoa; Chordata; Cladistia; Polypteriformes; Polypteridae.